Messenger RNA from Orussus abietinus, 7377 nucleotides. Its product is annotated as MAP/microtubule affinity-regulating kinase 3. Gene Ontology annotation, molecular function: protein kinase activity; ATP binding. Lineage: Eukaryota; Metazoa; Arthropoda; Insecta; Hymenoptera; Orussidae. Gene Ontology annotation, biological process: protein phosphorylation; intracellular signal transduction. Bases 554 to 4144 code for a protein of 1196 amino acids. The record is from RefSeq and is a predicted model, not a curated record. The transcript is spliced from 6 exons.
AUGAGAAGACUUAAUUUUACGGUAGGCUACAAUAUUUAAUAAUUACUUACCUAAAUUAGACAGAUUUAAUGAAUUUCCGUGGGUUUUUACAGAAUUUUGAAAAAAAAUGUUCUGAGUUAUAAAAAAAACGUAAAGAACAAAUUUGGUCAAAGCUAUCAGAUUAUUUGUUUUGCGGAGAAUUUAAAACACCUAGAUAGAAACCAAGACGAAGUUAAUCCUUAAUUUUGUUAGUAGCUUUCCUGUAAAAAAUCAUUCAAAUUCGAGUCAGCAUUCUCUACCUGUUUUCCCUCCUUUCUCCGUGACCCCAUGCGCUUCCGCAUCCGCUCGGCUUUGACAAGUUUUUAUUUCUCGAUUCGGCAGGUCAGUAUUAUUCGGCGCAUCUGUCCUACAAUAAAUUUUAAGAUCAAAAAAGUCCUCGCCGGCCAGAGAGAUUUGAACGAGGACCGGGAAACAAGGAAACUCUCAAAGAAGUAUCAAUUCCGCUUCGUUGCCGUUUUUUCAUGUUUCCUAAGAUUUCAGCGGGGAGUGGAGCUGCCAGGAAAAUGUCAGCUGGAUGGUGAUUCACUCGGACUCCGUUCCUGCUCGUCCCGUUCACGUCGAGAGUUCGUUGUCCUCGACGAACAGAAUGAUGGAGGAACCAUUAAAUCGAGGUGCUUCGCCAUCUGGUGACAGCUGCCUCUCUGGAGGUGGAGAAAUCAACCCUGCGACAAUUGUGACAGCAUUGGACGAUCGAUUGCUGGAUAUAUCGACACGACAUUCGUUGAAUGUAUUGCGAACUACGCCAGCAAAAAAAGCAAAACGAGUCAGAUUUUUUAGGAAUGGUGAUAAGUUUUAUACGGGAGUUGUAGUUGCUGUGACACCGGAAAGAUAUCGCAGUUUUGACAGUCUCGUAUCUGACCUGACAAGAGCUUUAAUAUCCAGCGUAACAUUGCCUAAUGGCGUCCGAGCAAUUUAUACCAUGGAUGGAAGGAAGGUUCAAAGUAUUAGCGAUUUGGAAGAUGGUAAAUGUUAUGUCUGUUCUGGACAAGGAGAAAUUUUUAAAAAGGUUGAAUAUUCGUCAUCCAAAGUGCGAAGAGGCAGUUCUCUGUCAGGCCUACCUCAAUCCCCAGCAGUUACAGGAAGGCAGACAAGUGCUAUACCACAGUGCGUUAAAGCACGAAUAAUAACUCUCAUACGACAUGGUACAAAACCUCGUAAAGUAGUCCGACUUUUGUUGAACAAAAGAAAUGCACCAAGUUUAGAGCAUGCACUGGAAGCGAUCACGGAUGCUGUGAAGCUUGAUUCCGGAGCAGUCAGAAAGGUCUUUGCUAUUUCUGGCCAACAAGUUACAAACUUAGAGCACUUUUUUGAAAAUGAGGAAGUCUUCUUAGCAUAUGGUCCUGAGAAAUCUACACAGGAAGACUUUGAAUUGGAUUUUGAGGAAUCAAAAUGUGUACAGAGUUUCCGUAAGGGUCCAUGGGUGUCGAAGAGGCAGAGCGGUCCAAUGCCCAGGAUGCCAAGAAAAUCUGGGAAAAAAGCCCUUACCGAACCACAAGUGCGAACUCCAAGUCCCACUUCAUUAAUAUUACCGCAACCACUGAGAUUACACUAUGCAGUUGGUCAUGUCAUUGGCGAUGGCAAUUUUGCCGUUGUCCGGCGCUGUGUACAUAAAUUAACUGGUGUCGAAUAUGCAAUGAAAAUCGUAGAUAAAUUUAAGUGUCAAGGAAAGGAAACUAUGUUGGCAAGUGAAGUGGCGAUUUUACGACAGGUGUGUCAUCCUAAUAUAAUCAGUCUCAUUUCUGAACAAGAAACCACAGAUCAACUCUUUCUAGUGAUGGAACUUGUGAAGGGAGGAGACUUGUUCGAUGCAAUAGCUGCAGUGACCAAGUUUUCGGAAGCUGAAGCCAGCGUGAUGAUUAGCCAUUUAACUUCCGCUUUGGCCUACUUGCAUUCUCAUCAUAUUGUGCAUCGUGACGUCAAACCUGAAAAUUUACUCGUGGAAAUGGAAGGAAGUCGUGUACGAUGUCUAAAAUUGGGAGAUUUUGGACUUGCACAAGUCGUAAAAGAACCUCUGUAUACGGUUUGCGGUACGCCAACUUAUGUUGCACCAGAGAUACUGGCAGAAACAGGUUAUGGACUGAAGAUCGAUGUUUGGGCCGUGGGCGUAAUUCUGUACAUUUUGCUGUGCGGGUUUCCGCCUUUCGUUUCUCCAAAGAACGAACAAGAAGAGCUCUUCGAGCGGAUUCUCAGUGGCCAGUACGAGUUUACUUCACCAUACUGGGAUGACAUUUCGGAAUCUGCCAAACAGCUUAUAACAAACAUGCUCCAGAUACAACCUGAGCUGAGAUUUAGUGCUGAGGAUGUUCUCGAUCAUCCCUGGCUCGCGCAGAGCUUUCUAGGAGGCGAGCCGCCCGCAGCAGCAACAGUUACCGAAUCGGCGCAGCAAUACGGAGAUCAGCAGCGUCAGCCGCUAAGGUUGGCAACUUUUGAGUUCGACUACAAGAAACAAAGACGGGCCGAUGUUCCAGGAGACGAGCAGACCGGAUCCGGGGUCAUCAGGGCGAGAUGGUCGGACGUCUCGUCGUCACCGACGAGCCAAGUCAACCACGUGCACCAGCUAAACCAGCUGAGCCAGCUGCACCAGUUGAACCAGUUAAACGCAAAACCUUGCAAAUUGGAAUACGACUACGACGAGGUCGACCUGGCGAUCGAAAGUCGAGACCAAGAGGAGCCAACGUCUUUGAGCGCCGACUGUCUGCAGGACAUUCGCGCCCUGACCAAAUCGGUGAGAGAUUUAAUGUCAGACGCGAACGAGUUCAAAACCAGUCCCGUUCCUGCUCGCAGUACAAGAUCCUCCCGAAGUGCGGCUUCCUCAUUGAGCAGUAUUCCCGAGAGAACGAGCGCAUACUGGAAAGGCAGCGGCACCAGGUUGCCCAGUAUUUCCUACAGAGGCUCGAACCUGGACAUCCAGGAGUACAGUGACGGUUCCACGUCCAAAUUACAUUCCGCGGCCAAGAGAAAUGGCAACUCCUUGUCCGACAUUCAUUCCAGGUCGUUUGCAACUCCGAGCCCUCCGGGCUCGAGGAUGCUGUGCCACGUGGAGACCCCGAAGUCUGCGAGGUCAAACUUUAGACGGCCGGUUAGUGGGAAGAGAAUUUCCAAUAAGGGACCUGGUACCACUGCCAACGGGGGUUCCAAGGUUGCGGCUGGUACCGGAAAAGGCAAGAUAACUGCCAAUGAUCUUAGGAAGUCCCUGGACGAGUUCUGGUCCUCGACGGACGGCAUCAGUGGCAGCUCUGACAACGAAAUCGAGGCUUCAGACAGUUUUAUUAAUACACAUCCUCGUCACUCAAGUCAUGGGCAGGCCUCGGAUCAAAGUAUGGAGUCCUCCGACAGUUUUGAGAACGUCCGCUUCUUCAGAAUUAGAAACACUCAGGAAAGCCGCGACUUCAGAGACGUAAACGAGAACAGUCGCAAUGGCGAUCGUCCUUCGAAUUCUAAUCUACGGUGUAAGGAGACCAAGGCUGAGGCAGGCCAGACUAGCAACAGGUUAGCCAGCGGUUCGCGUCAAAGCAAUUUAAUUGCAAGAAGGACGAAGCCCUCUUUAAAUGUUAAACCAUUGUUACAUACCGAGGAUACACCGAGUCCUGGAAGGGGUCAAGAGGCUUCGAAAAGCUCACAGAGAGAGCCUAUUAAGCGCAGGGAAAAGAAACUCGCCCCUGCGAGUAGUCAAGAGACGAAAGUCGAGAAGAAGGUCCCCGAUUGGAACGGGGCGAGCAGGAGAUGCACUCGAGCCAUGGCUAAGGACGUAAGGAAGUUCAGCUCCACGGAUGAAUUGAGGGACGACAAACAGGUGCAAGUCAAGCCGAAGAGGUUCAGUUUGUAUUAUACCCCGCAACCCUUGAGGAAGAACUACGAGGCCGAGGGCAAAGUUGGGAAGGACGUGAACAGGAACCCCAAGGAAAACGUCCGUCCUGGCAGCGCGAAGACUAACGAUUGCAAUAAAAGGAAAGAGGAACCCUCGGCCAUAAAUGAUAAGAAGGAUCUUGGCAGACACCGGAAAUCUGUCGCCGAGACCUCCACGGCAGCCAGUAGAAGUAGGUCGACUAAACAAAGCGUUCAUGUUAGAUCCGUCGAGAGACCGACCUUGGCAAAAGCCAAGUGAUCCUCGGCUGGUCGUCGAGGAGCCCAGAAACUGCCUCCUCCAGGAAAAGCGCGUUUAUUUAUUCCACGAUAGUUCUAAGCCGACUAGAAGUAGUGAUACGGGGAGGCGACAUGGCUCUAAAGAAUCUGCAAGGGAUGGACCUGAAUUCGCAUUCGACGUAUCGAGUUUAAAUUGUUCUUAACACCUUCCGCAAGGGAUUCAUGUACAACGGCUGUUAUCUAGACUUUGUUUAUGCCUUUAAUUUAUUAACGAUAACGAAUGGAGGUUUACAUAUCUAAUAGUAGAUUAUUAUUUGCACGAAGUGGGACGAAACAUCUCGAAAAUUUCAAGGUUCAAAGACGUGUGAAAUCGGUAGAUAAACGAUAUUCGGCGUUAUCGUAACGAAUAGCUGUAAAUACGAUAACUGUGCACAGCUUUAUGAAUCUGGCUAAAUCCGUAGAGGGUACGCUCUGUCGAUUUUUAGGGUCAUAUCGCGAUAACGUUCCUUCGAAAACCAUUUCGCCGACGCCGAAGUCGUAGCAAAGAAUUCAGAAGCUCAAUAGAAGCCCAGAAGGAUACGGACAUUCGAUGCUCGAUAAAUAGUAUGUUAGCUAACGGACGGCGGCGCUGUAGUUGUCUCUCCAUCUCUCUUGAUCUUGUAGCGAUAUAUAGUGAAUUGCGUUCUUUUUUUAUCUUACACACAAUACGCGACUUUCCAUAUGCGUCUCUCUUCCUCCCGUAUGUGAGAUAUCGUUGGCUAACACAUGCGAUCUCUCUUUUACGCCCACUGCUGGUUUGUUAGCCAAAUUUUAGAGCAUCAAGCGCUAACAUAGGAUCUGCGCUUCUAUGGGACUUCUGAAUUCUUCGGUCGUAGCCGGUGGGUGUGGUUCCGGAUCGGGCGCGAACGAAACAUGCCAAAUGCAUUUACGUAGAAUUAUUUUGUAAUCGACGGCCCAUGGUGAAAUUAGAGCUCGUAAUCGUAAAUUAAGGUAGCCAGUAAGACGGUAGGUUUCGUCAUUGGGUGGACUCGAGGCGUGUAGGAAAUUAGGUGCGCGUGCACACGGACCUUCUCUGGAGAAGUUUGCCAGCGAAACGCGCUUCCAGCUGAGCGGCGGAGGAGCGAAAUAAUAAACCGGCGAAUCAAUUAGAAUUAAAUGUACGGUACGCGUUUUGCUCAACUACACUCCGCGGGAGAGAUAGAGUGAAUAUUUUUAUAAGAUGUCGCAAGUCUAUUGGGCUGGUCGAGCAAUAAUGGGGAAACGACGUAUGGGGAUGUAUAACGUAUACGGCCGGGCAAAUUCUAUUCAACCUCUCUGACACAUAACUAUAAUCUGGGGUGCGAUAAUAAGUAUUUUUAAUUUUAACUCGGUCGACCGUCGGUCAGUCCGUCGAGCCCUUGUUGGAGGAGGAAUGACUCACCGAUGAAUUUGUUAAAUAAUUAGCGAUUAACCGAGUACUCGCAUAAUCGUAGGUUAGUAGCUCGUUUUGCGUUACGGAAGCGUCGAUUGAAUAGGAAUGAGCCCAUCCCUGGUACAAUCAAACUGAGAGAAGCCUUAUGAAAGUCGUAAUAACGUCCCUCCACAAGAUCAGACUGUAAAUGGGUAGGGUAGAGUGAAUUUAUUUUUUCCAGAAGUCGCUAUUGAAUAUCUCCUUCGUCGCUCAAGCACUCGUCGCUUCGGGACUGCACGCUAAUUUUCUAACGCGACCAUUGAUUUUUCUAAUUGUACAUAUGAACGAGGAACGACCGAUCGUAGUUUCUAAGGACCUCUUCACAAUUCGUUCGUAGUUCCCCGAUCAUCGGUUAUCCAUUCUUUCCUUUUUUUUUUAAUUAUAAUUUGUAAAAAGAAGUCGCGCCUUGGCGCCUCUGAUCUGUGCAAACGCGGUCGUUGUUGUUACUUUUAACGUUAAGACCUUUUAUUAUUAAUAUUAUUUUAUGCCCAAGAUACGUGCACUGCAUUAUAUCGUAGAGUAGGUUUAAAAAGUGAUCUACGCCAAAUAUUAAGACGCAUCGAUUAUCUAUUUAUAUUAUAUACAGAUUAUAUACAUAUAUACCAUUUAUGCGCACACCAAAUUUCAUUUAUCGCGGGAAAAUACGAUCGAAAGAGCUUCUCCUUCCGUUCACUUUUCCGUUUCGUGGUACUUGUCGUCCUUGACGCGGUGAAAACAAACACUGAAAACAAGACAUUCGGAGAAUUAUGCCUCACGGCAAGACAGCGAAUCCGAAGUAACCCUUUUAAUCUCGACCCGAAAAACGUAAUUAAAAGACAAGCACAAUCAGCCCUUCCUGGAACCUUCGUUCAAUUUCCCGCGAGUUCUCGUUACGAGAUAUUAGUUGCAUUAUAAGGAGGGGAUAUCGAAAUAAAUUAUUUGAUCAGACCAGGAAGUUGCACAAGGGAGCAACGAAGCCCGCCGAAUGUGCGAAACUAUGUUUGACGUUCUUUUGGUACGUUCUUCGAUGGUUGUGAGAUCGUUCGAAAUAUGUUUCGUGAUCAAUAAACAUGAAUUGGUGAUCAUACGUGUCGAGUGUUACUUCGAAGGAAAAUCCCUUAUCAGGUUCAAUUUUUUUUUGUUAAGUUUUAAUGAAAUCACACGCGUAUGCAAUUAGUGCUAGGUCGACCAUAUUGAAUUGUGACGUCACUGGCGUGGAAAUUGCGUAUGAUUCCCAGCUGGUAUUCUGCAAAGCGAAUGACAUGUAUCAUCGAAGACCAGGCCACGAAGAAACUAGAUGUUCGCAAAAUGUGUCAGUUGGGUAAUUUGUGAUGGAUCGUGCAUUACGAAACCAGAUAUCGCUCCGAAAUUCACUUCGUUGCCGGGCUCAUGAUUUCGAAGUGAUAAUGAUAUGAACAUAACAUCAACGUAGGCACGGAUAUAUUGAGCUUCACCCUUUAAGGAAGAGCCUUUUUUUUCUUUCUUCAUAGAUUCAAAAGUCUGAAGCUGUUUGAUAAUUUUUAGCAAUAUGUGUCCAUGCCUAAAUUUUGCUUACGUGUCUUCUGUCACGAGAUACUAAUAACGUGAUUAUGUGGCUUUAAAAUCGAAUCACGGGAGGACUAUGGACGUAGGAUAUAUGGAGCUCGUAAAACUAACCAUUCCCUUGAUAUUCUCGUAAAGCAGUGAAAAGGAAAGAGAGCAAACAAGGGACCAUCCUUUCUCCUUUUCUCGUCUAUCGUUACAUAGAUUGCACUGAGAAAGAUAUUGUUAUAAAUAACAGAAUUGUGAUUUGCUUUCUUUUAUUACUACUGCGAACUAUAUUAAAC